AUGAAGACCCCUACCCCUCGACGGCCACCCAAGGCAUCUAUCACGCCUCGGAUAGAGUUACUUGUCAGGAACCAGAUCCCCUCCUCCUCCCCUUACUCUCCUACUUCCGAUGCGCCAACGUCACACAUGUCGAUACCCAUUACGUUGGAGGGCUACUACGGCGAGGGGUACGAGCAAGCCGAGAGGAUAUUUCGGCAGAGUGAGCCCGAUAAUUACAAGGAUGAGACCGAAUCUGUCGAAUGGCUUGAUCGUGCUCUUGGUGAGAAGGUUGAUGAGUUGACAGGGAGGACACGGGUCUUCUAUGAGGCUGCCUUGAUCGACGGCGAGACCAUCAAGGUGGGAGAGUAUGUGUUCAUCAGGGAGGGUUUUGAGGACGACGGUAAAGCCGAGGAUGAAAAUACCAUGAGCAGUGAUAUGAAGAUUGGCGAUGACGGAGUCCUGCAUCGACCCAGACGAAAUGUCCGCAGAAACCGCGGCGGCAAGAGUCUCUAUCGGGAAGACGACGAUGACAAUACUUUGGAAGGGUCGGACGAUGGAUUCGGUGGAAAACUUGAAGCCAAGGGAACCUGGUUCGGCCAGGUGAUGUACUUUUACGAGGAGGAGGAGGAGGACGACCUCAAGCACAUGAGGGCCCAUGUACGAUACUUCUCGCCAGGGCAGCAAACCAUUCUGAUGGAGCAGUCGAGCUGGCAGGAGCUCUUCUUGCUGGACAACUGUGACAGGGUCGACUUGGAGUCUGUGAUGGGCAAGUUUAGGCUCCGGCGGAUCACGUCCACCGCGCAACUGAAGGAGGAGGAUACGUACUUCUACCGAUAUUUGUACGAUCCCAAGUUUUGCGCCUUCGAGGAUGCGGCCAAAUGCGAGAGUGGUGAACCACAAGACCCUCUUCAGCCAUGCAUCUGCUGUGAUCUCAAGCAACGCAAGGCCGUCAACGACAAGAACAACUCAUACCACCUCCACGACUUUGUGUAUUUGGUGGACAGUGGAUCAGAGGAGUACAAGCCACUAGGCAUCGGACAAAUCACCAAGUUACACUUGGACUCCAGCUCUUGCUCCAAAGACGCGAUCAGAAAGGCGACAGUCAGACUCCUUUUACGACAUGACGACUUUCUGGACAAGAACCCACCUAUGUCAGAACGCCACAAACGUCUUCAGCAAUAUAUCUUCAAGGACUGUAGGCGUUUAGUGUUGACGGAUGUAGAGAAGGAGAUGCCACUCGAGGACUUGGAAGCGACGUGCCGAGUCUGCUUCGUUCCCGAAGUGAAGGAGACAGAAGAACGAAGUGGUGCAUUCCAACGCCGGUCGUGCGCUGAAGAACAGGAGAGCAACUCGUAUAAGGACCAACAAGACAGCUUCUGGUUCAUGGAUUACUACUUCGUGCCAGCACAGGACUCAGGAAAGGUGGAUAUGAGAAAGAGCACUCUACGAGCAUCCCGUGAGCGGCUGUACCGGAUAUACGAUGAAAAGGGGAACACUGAUGGCCUGCACAUCCUGGUGAAGGUGCCUCAGGAUUGUCUUGCGUGUGAGAAGCGAUGGAUUCAAAAGGAAGCCAAAAGGAACCGACUCUGCAAGGCUGGGCCAAAACUCCGUGCUAUGGACAUUUUCGCGGGCUGUGGAGGAAUGAGUCUUGGGUUAAAACAGUCCGGGAUCGUUGAAACCAAGUACUCCGUCGAACUUGACCAAGAUGCUGCGGCCACUUUCAGUUACAACUUUCCUAGUGUCGCUGUGCGUAACCGUGAUGCAGGCUUACUACUUGAGCAGGCUAUCUUCCAGACGCAAGAAGGAGGCGAGGGUCAGACCGCGAGACUCGGCAAAAACAGGAUGGCAUCCCAAGGAUUUACGUAUGCCACUGGGAGAUCGAAUCGGCAUGACCCCAAGAACUCACUUGUGGCGACAGCGAUGGCAUACGUCGACUUUUAUCGACCACGCUACCUCCUGCUGGAGAAUGUGAAGGGAUUUACUGAGAUCGGCGACAAGGCGGCAGUGGACAAGAAGGCAUUUGUCAAGUAUCAGUGUAGGAUAGCAAUGUUGCAAGCUGGCCACUUUGGAGUUCCGCAAAGUCGCUACAGAUUCUUCGUAUGGGCUGCCAAGCUUGGGUACCAAGCUCCCGAUCCUACGGUCACCGUUCGUGACGCACUCUCGGAUCUGCCUGGGUUUGAAUAUAUUCACCCUGACGACGUUGACAAGGAGACAGGAAGCGUCAAAAUCAAUAGGGCAGGCAGCUUUGUGCGGAUCAACUCUCUUGAGAAGGGUAGCAACAGGAUAGGGUCCAAGGAAUGGGUGAACGAGACGGAUAAAAGACUUCGUAGUGAAGAUAGGGCUCAGCUCAGGAAAAUCACAAGGUACCGCACGGGACCACAAUGUGAAUAUCAGAGGACACUGAGGUACCAAGUCUCCGGGAACGACCGAAUCAGGAACCACAUCACCGAGCUUCCUCAGCCCACAACUGUCAAGAGCAUUUACAAAUUUGACAUGGCGCCCAAAGCGCGACUCGGAGGCAAGGGGUCAAGGCUGGACUUUGGUGGCUUCUUUAAUACGGUAACCAGUUCAGCGGAUCCAAUGGGUAGUCCUGGAAUAGUUCAUCCCAACCAACAUCGUGUCACGACCAUCCGUGAGCGGGCGCGCGCCCAGGGGUUUCCCGACACAUUCAUCUUUCCGGCAGACCAGUCGCCACUGAAGUGGCGGAAGCAAAUAGGAAACGCUGUGCCACCCCCUCUAGCUGCAGCACUGGGAGUCCAGCAGCGGCAGGUGACCUACAGAGAUAGAUCAGACUCAACGGUCCCUACCAAAGCAUUGGAAAAGAACGUUUUCGACAACAAUGCGUUCCUGUUCGCCCAGAGCUUGCUGACGUACCUGAAAAGCCCAGCCGAGUACUUGCGACUGCACGAGCACCGUCAGAUCGAGACUCUAAUUGAAACCAUCGUAUCCGCACUCUCAACCCACCUCGACCCGCCAGAGUUCAUUAUCAAUGCCUUGAUCACAGUUGGGACAGUUGCAGGACUCAAGAAUUUCGAUCCGGAAUUCGAACUGCUGGUGUCGGCGCUGCUGGCUGAGUCCUUUCGACGUUUUCUGACAUGGCAGCGGGACGUAGUCGAGGAGCACGCGAACAAUUCUUCUGAAUCUUCACCCCUGGAAUAUCAAGGCGAUGGCGACGACGACGAAGACGACAAAGAUUACGGUUCUGGGAGCGACGAUACAUCGGUGUCUGCUGCUGUCGAGGAGAAUCAGCUGGAUCUGAUUGUGUUGGAUGACGACGAGGAGUGCAUAGGACACGAUUCCUUAUGGGCAAGGUCUCCGCAUGCGAAUAUCGAGCCAUUGGUCAGCACUCUAUCAACCGCUUUGGACGAAUCGACGGCUAUACCUGAGAUCGAUGGGACCAAAGUCUUGAAGCCCUCGGUAUUGGAUCUGAUCGACUUUUCGUCUUGGGAUCGGUUGGAGACUCCACUUAUGACCGGUUCGAUAGACAACUCCGUUGACAGCAAAGGGUGGCAAAUCUUGGAGGCAACGACAGAGUCUACCCCAACACCAACAUGCACUCCUAUGGACGACGACGACAACGCGGUGGGAUCGGUUGGAGGACUCUUGGAUAUCAAUCUGAAGCAGCUCGGUGGAAUGAACUCUUUGCUCAAGGAGGAUGUUCACGAAGAGAAGAAACCUGCUCGGACCGAAAUUGCAGAACUCAUCCACAUCUUCGACAGCCACCUUCAAACAGAUUAUCAGGACACAUCUGACGGAGACGGAGACGGAGACUGCAGUGCGCUGGACCGAGGUGAAGCGGAUGACGAGAAGGAGGAUGACAGUGGACAGGAAGAGGACGACGCUGAGGAGGACGACGACAUUGAUGGCCCGAUCCAACCCCACCAUCGACAAAAGCUCAAAGAAGAGAUCUCGAGUGGCAAGAGCUCCCUUCAAGUGUUUGUGGCGCUGGAUCUCAUGGACAUGCACAAGACUCUUCGACAACAGGCGCCACCAAAGGAGGAUAAUCGCGGGUCGAUCGACACCUAUGGCACCCUUCUUGCUCACCAAUUACUCCAGAAGGGUCGAUACCGCGAGUGCAUUGUUGUCCUUUCCAAGGACAUUGGUCCUUCCAUCGGAGUUGAGCAGGCGUUGCUCUCACGACUUUUGGAACUGGGCGAGGAGGGUAUCAUUUCCGCGUACAUCGAGAACGAUCUUGAACGGUGCCGCAAGGUUCUGUUGCACAUCAACCACCAACUUUCGUUCCAGUUUUAUUACUGGGGACUCGCUACCACAGACAUGAGUCAGUCAGAUCCUCCAGAGUAUGCAGAGGUUCCGCCUAUUCGGGGCGCAGGAAGAGCCAGAGUCCAGACUCGACUAGUGGAGACGGCGAUGGGACUGAUCAUGUUCUUUGACCUGGAAGAGGAUCAGCCCUCGUACAAGUUUCUGGAUAUGUUUGUGCGGUUUUGCACGGUCUCCACACUCUUGAGCCAGUCAUCUCCGUCUACCAGUAGUCUUCCUUCCAGCGACCCGACGCAAAGACUUAGUAAUAUUGCGGCGCAACUGGGAGGUGGGGUUUCUGGUGGUAAAGGUAGAGAGUACUUGCUGACGACGGCUUGGAGGCAUGUCCCGUUGGUAUUGGAGUUGACCAGAGGAUCUGUGACUCUACAGCGGAUAACGAUUCAGCAUUGCAUCGAGAGGCGAGAUUUGAUCACGGCAAAGUUUUUGGCCAGCAAGCUUGAUAUCAUGGAGUACUACUUGGAGAUUGCCGAGUCUGACGGUAGAGCUUCUUCGAUCCCUGCGGCCGUGAAGGCCACCCAUCCGGGUGCACCUCUUUCGGAAGCCGCCCUGGCCGCGGCAACAGCUCCUGGUUCAGUGUCGCUAUAUCGGUUGCCGAGCGAAACGAAGGUCUUUUUUGUCCGACAGGCGCACCAACUCGAGAGCAUGUCGGCAGUUUUGGAGAGAUCUCGCGUUGUGGGGAUGGAUACAGAGUGGCUGCCCAACAUCCCAGAGUUUCGGGAUCUACAAAAGAAGGAACCUCGGACGGCGAUCAUUCAAUUGGCCAGCGAUGUUGACGCGAUGGUGUAUGUGGUUGACGUGAUCGCAUUCUUGGGGGGUUUCGAUGGUGGCCGGAGGCUGGUCCAGGUCCUGGGGUCUAUCUUCCGCAACCCCAAUAUCCUCAAACUUGCGUUUGACUGGGAUGGAGAUCAGGAUAUGCUAGAGGGGACGUUCUCGGAAUUGCACCAACAACACAACCGGUUGCAAAAUUUUGUUGAUCUGAAGUUUCUUUGGUUCAAGAUUCGAGACAACAACAACAAUAGCGCCGACAAAUCCAGCAGCAAAAACCACAACAGCAGCAAAAACCACAACAGCGCAACUGCAAGAGGUCACGGAGGGAAUGCACCGGUGUCGAUGACAGGGAUGCUGGAAGCGUGGAGCUCGUUGGCUCCGAGUUUGCCAGGCAUGUACUCGAUUCCCGGAGGGUUGUCGGGUCUAUUGGCAAGACUGUGCGGACACAAACUAGACAAGUCAGAACAGUGCAGUCAAUGGGAGCAGCGGCCCCUCACCACUUCCCAGCUGACAUAUGCAGCGUCGGAUGCAAAGUGUUUGCUAGAGAUUUACGCGGCGCUGAUGACUAUCGAGCAAGUUUAG
Linnemannia hyalina is the source of this 5607-nucleotide messenger RNA. Lineage: Eukaryota; Fungi; Mortierellomycota; Mortierellomycetes; Mortierellales; Mortierellaceae. The record is from the annotation of a GenBank genome assembly.